Lutzomyia longipalpis is the source of this 1795-nucleotide messenger RNA. Its product is annotated as maltase A3-like. The record is from RefSeq and is a predicted model, not a curated record. Gene Ontology annotation, biological process: carbohydrate metabolic process. The coding region runs from base 17 to 1735 and encodes 572 amino acids. Lineage: Eukaryota; Metazoa; Arthropoda; Insecta; Diptera; Psychodidae. The transcript is spliced from 2 exons.
UGUAAAAUUGGUAACAAUGAAACUAUUGGUGGUUAUUGUAAGUUUAAGCCUAUUUUCGGCUAUCAACUGUGAUCUAGAUUGGUGGAAGACUGCUAAUGUGUAUCAGAUCUAUCCGAGAUCUUUUAAAGAUUCUAAUGGAGAUGGAAUCGGCGAUCUCAAUGGAAUAACACAGAUGUUGCCGUACUUGAAAGAUCUGGGAAUUAAUGCCUUCUGGAUGUCCCCUAUCUUCAAAUCUCCAAUGGCUGACUUUGGAUACGAUAUUUCGGAUUUUAAAGAUAUCCAUUAUGAAUAUGGGAAUAUGACAGACUUUGAGCGCCUCUUGAAAACAGCACAUGAUCUAAAUUUAAAGGUUGUUCUGGAUUUUGUUCCUAAUCAUUCAAGUGAUGAGAACGAAUGGUUCAUUAAGUCUGCAGCAGGUGAUGAAACCUAUAAGGAUUUUUAUACUUGGUAUCCUGGAAAAGAUGAUCCUGCAAAUCCAGGAACUAAACUUCCGCCAAGCAAUUGGCUUAGUGAAUUUCGUGGUAGUGCAUGGAAGUUUCAUGAAGGUAGAGGAGAGUACUACUUACAUCAAUUUGCUGCGAAACAACCAGAUCUCAACUACAGAAAUCAGAAAGUCGUUGACACGAUGAAGGAUGUUUUAAGAUUCUGGCUUGAUAAGGGAGUCGAUGGUUUUCGUGUGGAUACCGUACCACAUUUAUUUGAAGUUGCACCCACUGAUGGACAGUUUCCCGAUGAAGUUCGUAGUGGUCUAACAGAUGAUCCAGAUAACUACGCUUAUCUCUAUCACAACCUCACAAAAAAUUUACCGGAAACAGUUGAAAUGGUAUACCAAUGGCGAGAUGUUCUUGAAGAAUAUACUAAAAAGGAUGGAAAUACAAGAAUUUUAUUAACAGAAGCAUAUACGGAUAUUGACAUCCUGAUGCAAUACUAUGGGAACGGUGUCAAGAAUGGCUCCCAUGUUCCAUUUAACUUUUACAUGAUUAUGAACCUCAAGAACCAUUCAAACGCAAUUGAUUUUGAUGAAAAUAUUAAACUAUGGCUGAAAAAAUUACCAAAUAAAAGUGUACCGAAUUGGGUGAUGGGAAAUCAUGAUCAAAGACGUAUUGGAUCGAGAUUUGGAAUUCACAGAAUUGAUCUUAUUAAUAUGAUCCUCAACACUCUUCCUGGCGUCAGCAUUACCUACAACGGUGAGGAGAUCGGCAUGACUGAUGUGUUCUUGACGUGGGACCAAACAGUCGAUCCUGCUGCAUGCAAUUCCAAUCCACAAAUAUAUGAUCAAUUUUCAAGAGAUCCUGCAAGGACACCUUUCCAGUGGGAUAGCUCUACUAGUGCUGGAUUCUCAACAAGUCCCAGUACCUGGUUGCCCGUAUCUUCAUUGUACCAGCAAGUGAAUGUUAAAGUCCAAAAGAAUGCUCCACGGAGUCAUCUCAAGGUGUACCGGCAGUUGUUGCGUCUCAGACACACGGAGACUCUUCAGAAAGGAACCGUUGAGACUCGUACGCACGGUCAGAAUGUCCUCAGCAUUACGAGGAGACUCUCUGGUCGUGAUACCUACAUCACCAUCGCUAACAUCGGUGGUCAAAGAGAAUCAAUCGACAUACGAGAAAUAUUUUCCGGUCGUUUGAUUUUCCACAUCAUAGCUGUAAAUUCCAGAAGGCGUGAAGGAGAUCCUGUAAGAGGCCCUAACAUAGACUUGGAACCUCAUGAGGCCUUCAUUCUUAGAAGUGUCGCUUGAAAUUUUAAACAAGUUUUAAAGAUUGUGCAUAAAUAUAAAGAAAAUAAUACCUAAUGAAAA